AUGCACACCGGUCUCUCUCAUUACACCCUGCAGCACGGGUGGGUUGUACAAUCACUAUCUCCCGAGCUUUGAAGCAGUCUGUCACACGACUGAUGGCUGUCCAGCUGUGCAUGGUGAGAGGCAGGCAGUUAUGCAUUGGGAAUACAGUGGAUAUACCGAGUCUGUAGGAUUUCCAACUGGGAGCUCAAGCACUCGGCAGCUACUGGGAAAUAUUCACAAUCGUCUCCUGCCUACUCCUGCUUCCAAUGACAUCACAUCAAAGAACUGGGGAAGACUGGAUGCUUUACCCGGAGUCCUAGCCGCGGUCUGCACAGUGUAUCGUCUGCUUCGCAUAUGAAACAUGGCCGCAGUCCCUCAGGUCGACCCAGAUCGGUGGCCUCCUUCCCUAAUGUGGUGGGGCCUCUUGAGAAGCUGGACGACGCAGAAGAAACAUCACCGCUCCUGGCUGAGGAAACUUCACUCCUUGCAGUGCGCAGCAAAGUGGUGCAAGGCGAUGACGUCAGUCUGCAUUUCGUUUCCAGCAGCACCGACCCGUCCAGUCCCGGUCCCAGGAGCUCUCUGUUUCUGAACAGCCUGAGUUUGAGCAAAGACCUGAUAGAGGGCGCCAGACAGAUGGGACUCAACUACUGGCUCCGCUUUUCCAAGGGCCUGAUCCUCUUCACCAUCACAGUAAUCUGCACCGUGACGUUCAUUUUGGACUCUGAAGACCCCGAAUCCCUUCGGCUCACAUUUGCGUCCACUACACCAAAACUGAUUCACAGUGAAAGGACGGAGAGCAACUUCGGAGUCCUGCGCAUCCGACUACAAGGACCUUUGGAAGAGAACGGCGACGGCAACCUGUCUGCCUCAGUGCGCCUGUACUCUUCGAGCAACGAAAGUUGGACUUUGGAUGUAAACAACACGAUGCUGGAACAAGGGGAAAUAAAUGAGUUUGAUUAUUCUUUCGGAUGUCAAGGGAAUGCCGAUGGCUACUGCAACAUCUCUGUGGUAACCAGCGGAGCUGUGGUUCCUUUGGCGUUUACAGUCCGAGAGUUGACUGAUCAGGUGGAAUUCGAGAUCAUCUACGCUGCCCUUGUACUAGUCUUUGUGUACGUCCUCAUCAUCUUUGAUCUGGUUCACAGGACACUGGCGGCCACAGUCGGCGCUCUAGCUGUCCUUGCAGUGCUGAGUGCCAUUCAUGAGCGCCCGAUUAUCGAUAAAAUCAUAGAAUGGCUGGACAUGGACACGCUGAUGCUGCUUUUCGGAAUGAUGAUCAUUGUGGCUGUAAUUUCAGAAACGGGAAUCUUCGAUUACUUGGCUCUAAAGGCUUAUCGUUUGGCGCGGGGGAAGGUCUGGCCUCUCAUCACCCUCCUCUGUGUCUUCAGUGGAGUUCUCUCCGCCUUCCUCGAUAAUGUCACUACUAUACUCCUCAUGGCUCCAGUCACCAUCAAACUAUGCGAAGUUCUUAAUCUGGAUCCCCGUGUGAUUCUCAUCGCUGAAGUUCUCUUCUCUAACAUCGGUGGAACUGCCACGGGCAUUGGCGACCCACCAAAUGUUAUCAUCAUUAACUGCUUUGGAAGACGAGGUGAAUAGCAUGGUAUAACUUUUUCUAAUUUUACGGCCCACAUGAGCAUUGGCAUCAUCUUCGUCGCUGUUGUGUCUUACGGCUUUUUACGUUUAUACUACCGCAAAAUGCGACAAAUCGAGAAUCCGGACCCUCCAGAAAUAGCAGAACUGCAGCAUGAGAUAGAGAUGUGGCGAAGGGCCGCCUCAAGAGUGGUCGUCGUUACCCGUGAGGAAACAUUGAUGAGAGCUCUCUUCUUGCAGAAGGUCGCAGAGCAGGAGAACCAGUUAAACAGAACCCUUCAUCGAAAGAGGAAGGAAGAAAUCAAAGACUUUAACGAACAAAUAACUCAAUUAGAAAAGGAGUACUACAUCAGAGACUGGAAACUGCUUUUGAAGUGUGGUGGGGUACUUCUGGUAGUGCUGGCUUUCUUCUUUAUGUACUCGUUUGUUCCUAACGUCUACGUUGGCAUAGGAUGGAUUGCUGUCUUGGGCGCCAUUGUGCUGUUAGUCCUGGCGGACAUCAAUGAUCUGGAAAGUAUUUUACACAAAGUGGAGUGGCCUACACUGCUCUUCUUUGCAGCACUGUUCAUUCUCAUGGAGGCGUUGGGUGAGUUAAACCUUAUUACGUGGAUUGGAGACCAAAUGAAGGAAUUUAUCAAGAGUAUUGACAAGGAUCAACGGCUGACCAUAGCAAUAGUCAUCAUCGUCUGGGUGUCAGCUUUAGUCUCCAGCUUUAUUGACAACAUUCCAUACACAACAGCAAUGGUGCCUAUCCUACGACAACUAAGUGAAGAUGCAGAUGUUGAGCUGCCACUCUUGCCACUAGCUGCAUCUCUUGCCUUUGGAGCAUGUUUGGGUGGAAACGGGACACUGAUAGGAGCAUCAGCGAAUGUUGUAUGUGCUGGAAUAGCUGAGCAGCAUGGAUACGACAUAAAUUUUCGACACUUCUUCAAAGUGGGAUUCCCUAUGAUGUUAGUCACCGUAUCAACGGCAACAGUAUAUCUUCUAAUUGUUCACAGUGCAAUUGGAUGGAAUGAAGCAAGUUCUCCAUCAGAACCUUCUUGACCUAAAUUUAUCCUCAUGGUACAAUUUUCUUCAAACUUUGCCACAAAUCUUUGUAUUGAUACACUCCAGAAACCACUCAAUAUUUUAAAAUCAAUAUAAUCAAAAUAGCACUCCCUUUUCAACUUAUUUUCAACAAUGUUUCUCCAUUAUGGUUCUCUUGUAUGAUGACAGGUAUUUUAUUCUCUAACAUCUGUCCAUUUAUCUGCUGCUCUGUUCAUUCAAUGACAAGAAACCAUGAAAGUCUGCCAAUGACAUUCUAUUACUGCUGCUGAAGAUUUGCUGAUAUAUACAUAUUUUGAUAAAAUUUUGUAGUUGUCCAAGUGUAAGUUUGAAAAAAUGUGACUGUCAAACAAUUGCAACAUUUCUGGGCUGGUGACAGACAUGUUAUAAACCAGUCUCUUCAUAAAAACUGGCAUGAACAAUAUAAACUUCUAACUGUAGUUAUGGUGCCACUCAUCAUCCAAAUAAUGUAAUCUUGCUUCUUUAUCGCAUUCUUGGUUGCUACAUAAAGUGGGUUUUUUUGGGGGUGGUGUGGGGGUGUGUGUGUGUUUGUGAGUGUGCACGCAUGCACAUUUUAACUGAUAACUUGAUGUACAGUGAAUCUGAAGUUUAAAUAAACAUUUCGAUAAAGACAAUUAGCCUCAAGUGCAUUCAACUGUAAGUGUUCAAAGAUUUUCAUUCAUAAUGUUCUUUAGUAUGUCAAAGCAUUUCAACAUAGCACCUCAGAUUUGUUUUCUAUAACGGUCAGAAACUUCUGAAACUUGAGCACUCAGCAGUUUCUAAACAAACCCAUUUACAUUUCACCAACAGACUUCCUUUUGAAGUAGUAUUGAAAAAAAAAAAAAA
Messenger RNA from Pomacea canaliculata, 3456 nucleotides. RefSeq names its product P protein-like. NCBI's taxonomy places the organism in Eukaryota, Metazoa, Mollusca, Gastropoda, Architaenioglossa, Ampullariidae. The transcript is spliced from 20 exons. The record is from RefSeq and is a predicted model, not a curated record. Gene Ontology annotation, biological process: transmembrane transport. Gene Ontology annotation, cellular component: membrane.